Messenger RNA from Morchella importuna, 330 nucleotides. RefSeq lists its product as uncharacterized. The record is from RefSeq and is a predicted model, not a curated record. The coding region runs from base 1 to 330 and encodes 109 amino acids. The transcript has 2 exons. Lineage: Eukaryota; Fungi; Ascomycota; Pezizomycetes; Pezizales; Morchellaceae.
AUGACGGUCAAGAGAGUGAGCCAAGAGAGACCAAAUCAAGGCAUGACGUUGUUGUAUCAAACUCCUCUUGCAGGGGAGCCUGCCGUAUCAACCUUUAUCGUCAUCGUGCAUCAUGAGACCCCGCCUGCAGAGAGAACUCCACAAAGGCUGAGCCAGGCGGCCGGGACACCGAUCUUGGGCCUCUUUGGACAAAGAACACUGAAUCGACUCAUCACUCUCAGGAUAAGACCCUGUCUCUUCUUGUCUUCUGGAGAAUGCUUGGAUUCCCAGCUUAAUAUUGUAGUACAUAGCAAGACACCAGCGCAACACUCGCCAGAUAGAUACAUCUAG